Molecule: messenger RNA, 1491 nt
Organism: Fusarium mangiferae
Lineage: Eukaryota; Fungi; Ascomycota; Sordariomycetes; Hypocreales; Nectriaceae
Exons: 2
Coding region: 1-1491 (496 amino acids)
Biological process (GO): carbohydrate transport; transmembrane transport
Cellular component (GO): membrane
Molecular function (GO): carbohydrate:proton symporter activity
Source: RefSeq, a predicted model, not a curated record
AUGGCACUCAUCAAGUUUCGCGGCAAACCACUUAGUGGUUAUAACAUUCUCAUCAUCGCCUUUGCAACCUUUGGGAGUAUCACCUACGGAUACUGUUCCGCCAUCAUAGGAUCAACCCUCGGCCAACCAUCCUUCCUCCAUUACUUCGGUCUCGAUACAGCCAGUAACGCAGCUGCGCUCAUUGGCGCAAUCAAUGGACUCUUCCAAGGCGGUGGCCUCAUCGGCACAUUGACCUUUGGGGCCGUCGCUGACAAGUUCGGUCGAUGCAAGGCUAUGUUCUUGGCAAGCGUACUCGCUAUUAUUGGCGGCGGUCUUCAGGCUGGUUCUGUCCGCUUGGCAAUGUAUCUCGUCGCGAGGUUUAUUACAGGCCUGGCUAUCGGCGGACUCGUCAUGCUUGUGCCUCUUUGGCAGAGUGAAGUUGCGCCUCCUCAUGCCCGUGGCCUCCUCGUUGGUCUUCACGGUGUUUCGAUCUUGGUGGGAUACUCAUCGUCCGCUUGGGUCGGAUUCGGCUUCUUCUUCGUCAAUGCGGACGGGGCUCAGUGGCGUCCCCCUCUGGCCAUACAGUGCUUGCCUCCGCUCAUUCUGGCAUGCGGUGUUUACUUCAUUCCGGAGUCUCCACGAUGGCUUAUCGACAACGAUCAGCACGAAAGAGCUGAGGCUGUUUUGCAGCGCAUCUACGCAGACUCAAGCGAUCCCGACAACCAUGCAGCCAAGGCCGAGUUCGCCCAGAUCCGCGCUCAGGUAGAACUUGAGCGUCAUUUGCCAUCGUCUUGGGCUUCCCUCUUCACUGUCCCUCAUUACCGGAAACGUGCCUUGAUUGGGUUCACGACUCUUCUGGCUGGCCAACUUACAGGAACCACUGUCAUCAACAACUAUGGACCUUCGCUAUACGCAGCUCUCGGACAUGGCGCUUCUGCUAGUCUCGCGCUCUCGGCUGGAUGGCUCACCGAAGGACUUGUCUGCAAUGCCAUCAAUGCCGUUCUCCUUGACUACGUCGGACGAAAGUGGCUGAUGGUGACCGGUCUUAUUGGUUGUGCUAUUUCCCUUCUUGGUGUAAGUAUCAUGGUCGCUCUCUACGGAGGCACGACAAAUAAGGGCGGCAAUUCGGCUGGUGUCUUCUUCUUGUAUCUACACCUCACCUUCUAUGCCACCUGUAUGGAUGCCUCGACUUAUGUGUAUGGCUCUGAGAUCUGGCCUACUCAUCUUCGAGGGAAAGGAUUUGCGAUAUCCUGUGCCGGUCUCUUCGUUGGCUCUCUUACUCUUCUCGAGGCUGCACCAACUGCAUUUCAGACAAUUGGCUGGAGGUUUUAUCUGAUCAUGAUGGCUUUCACGAUUAUUUGUGCCAUCAUCUUCGCCCUCUUCUUCCCUGAGACUAAGGGCAUGACUCUAGAGGAGAUUUCAGCUCUCUUUGAUGAUGAGGUUGCUAUCGAGGCAUCGAGUGAUACCAAGACCUUGUCUAUUGCCAGCGAGAAGGAAAAGGUAAAGGCUUAG